AUGACGAAUUACGCAGUUGUAAAUCCUCGGAGUUUGCCUAAGAGUUACAGUGUAACAUCAUCUACGAGGUCUGAUAACAGCGAAGAUUUUAGAGAACUUGUUAGAGCAGCGUCCGCGAGGAGUAUGGGAGAGAAUUUUGAGCUGAAUUUAUUGAUACAGCAACAAAUUCGACAGCAAUUGCAACAACAAAUGCCGUCAAGGAGAUCAGUACCGAGGAGUGUUAGUGUUGGUAUGGGAAGAAUUGAUGAAGACAAGCCAUUUGUUUUAGGAGGUCAAGAAGAAGAUGUUUCGAUUAUGUUAAUGAAAAAUGAUUUGAAGUAUCCUAGGAGUAGAAGUCAUGCUGUUUCAAAGACUAGUAAUGUUCAUGUCUUUUGA
Messenger RNA from Solanum tuberosum (potato), 375 nucleotides. RefSeq lists its product as uncharacterized. Lineage: Eukaryota; Viridiplantae; Streptophyta; Magnoliopsida; Solanales; Solanaceae. The record is from RefSeq and is a predicted model, not a curated record. The transcript has a single exon. Bases 1 to 375 code for a protein of 124 amino acids.